AUGCCUAACGGCGGCACCUGGCUCACGAACGAGAAGACUCGAAACAAAUUCUUGAAAGAUUACAAGACCCAGGUUGCUUCCGGAACAUCGACCGUUUGCGCCACUCUGGCUGUGACGCCUUUAGAGAAUGUCAAGACCCGUAUGCAGACUCACAACUUCCACAAUGUUUUUACGUGCGCUCGCUACAUCUGGCGGACUGAAGGACCCCGUGGCUACGUUGCUGGAGCUCUUCCACCUCUGGCAAGUGUCACGGCCGUCCGCGUCUUGAACUUCUCAACCUAUAACUGGGCCAAAGUGCGCCUUUCCGAGUUGGUCCAAUCGAUUACCGGCGUGUCUCCCCUGACCACAUAUAACCAACCCGGCAGCAGCCCGACCUUGUCAUCCAUGGCGACGUUCACCGUCGCCGGGUGUCUGGCGGGAUUGAGUACCGCCCCACUGGCGUGUCCUUUUGAACUGGCCAAGAACGUCGUGCAGACGUCCGUCCUGGUGUCCAACCGGGCCAUGGCAUCCCCGGACGCGGUCAACGAUCCUUCUCUGCGGAGCAAGCCUCGGGUGAACACGAUCGAGGCGAUCCGGCAGAUCGUCAAGCGAUAUGGAUUCCGCGGUCUGUAUACGGGCUUCAAGCUCCACGCAUUGCGGGAUACUCUCGGAUCGGGACUGUACUUUUCGGUGUAUGAGACCGUGAAGCAGAUUGCCUCCAAGGAACUUGGGACCGACGGUUCGCCUUUCGGAGGACCCAUGAUAGCCGGAGCGAUCUGCAGCACGGUGCCAUGGUUCUGCACCUACCCCCUGGACACUCGCAAGACGCGCGCCCAGAGUGUCUUACUCGGGAAGACCAAAGAAGUGGGCGAGGCGUCCGCGGCGGUGGCCAAGUCCAGCAUGUACAAAGGACUGUCGAUUAUUUUGAUCCGCACGGGCGUGAACAACAUGAUCUUGCUGAGCAUGUUCGAAUACAUCAAGAUGAGGAUCGACCAGCUGGAUUGA
Messenger RNA from Aspergillus campestris IBT 28561, 984 nucleotides. RefSeq names its product putative mitochondrial carrier protein. The record is from RefSeq and is a predicted model, not a curated record. The coding region runs from base 1 to 984 and encodes 327 amino acids. Gene Ontology annotation, molecular function: transmembrane transporter activity. Gene Ontology annotation, biological process: transmembrane transport. The transcript has 5 exons. NCBI's taxonomy places the organism in Eukaryota, Fungi, Ascomycota, Eurotiomycetes, Eurotiales, Aspergillaceae.